Molecule: messenger RNA, 1563 nt
Organism: Aptenodytes forsteri (emperor penguin)
Lineage: Eukaryota; Metazoa; Chordata; Aves; Sphenisciformes; Spheniscidae
Gene: NGEF
Product: neuronal guanine nucleotide exchange factor
Exons: 12
Coding region: 1-1563 (520 amino acids)
Biological process (GO): activation of GTPase activity
Molecular function (GO): guanyl-nucleotide exchange factor activity; protein binding
Source: RefSeq, a predicted model, not a curated record
AUGCGCCGCAAGAUGGAGUAUCGAGAUAAAUCUACACGUCAGGAGAUUGAAACCAGACGACUGCAGGAUUCACAGACAGACCCUGAGGAGAGUUCACCCAGUGAGGAAACCCCAUCUGAAGCAGAACCUACAAGUACAACUGAAAGCAAAGCUCCACCACAAAUCAGUUUGCUGAGGAACUCCAACUCCAGGUUCAACUUAUGGCAGGAUCUUCCUGAGAUCCGGAGCAGCGGGGUCCUCAGCAUCCUCCAGCCAGAUGAGAUCAAGCUGCAGGAGGCCAUGUUUGAGCUGGUUACUUCCGAAGCCUCGUAUUACAAGAGUCUGAAUCUGCUGGUGUCCCACUUCAUGGAGAACGAACGUCUGAAAAAGAUCUUACACCAGUCUGAGGCACACAUCCUCUUCUCCAAUGUCCUGGAUGUCAUGGCUGUUAGUGAGCGCUUCCUGUUGGACCUCGAGCAGCGGGUGGAGGAGAAUAUUGUGAUCUCGGAUGUGUGCGAUAUUGUCUACCAGCAUACAGUUAACCACUUCUCUGUGUACAUCACCUACGUCUCCAACCAGACCUACCAGGAGAGAGCUUACAAGCAGCUUCUCCAGGACAAGCCAGCUUUCCGGGAAGUGAUCUCACAGCUGGAGCUGGAUCCCAAGUGCAAAGGCCUGUCCUUUUCUUCCUUCCUGAUUCUGCCGUUUCAAAGGAUCACUCGGCUCAAGCUGCUGGUGCAGAAUAUUUUGAAGAAAGUGGAAGAGAAGUCUGACAGGGAAACCACUGCCCUGGAUGCACAUAAAGAGCUGGAAACAGUGGUGAAAGCAUGUAAUGAAGGUGUCAGGAAGAUGAGCCGAACAGAGCAGAUGAUCAGCAUCCAGAAGAAACUGGAAUUCAAGAUCAAGUCUGUGCCCAUCAUCUCUCACUCCCGCUGGCUACUGAAGCAGGGGGAAUUGCAGCAAAUGAAUGGUCCAAAGACAUCACGAACGCUUCGCACCAAGAAACUCUUCAGAGAAAUCUACUUGUUCCUUUUCAAUGAUCUGCUGGUAAUUUGCCGGCAAAUUCCUGGGGACAAGUACCAAGUGUUUGACUCGGCUCCCCGGGGGCUUCUUCGGGUAGAGGAGUUAGAAGACCAGGGGCAGAGUUUGGCCAAUGUCUUCAUCUUGAGGCUGCUGGAGAACGCAGAUGACCGGGAGGCCAGCUACAUGCUGAAGGCAUCGUCCCAGAGCGAAAUGAAGCGCUGGAUGAUUUCACUAGCCCCGAACCGGAGAACCAAGUUCGUUUCAUUUACAUCCAGACUUGUUGACUGCCCGCAGAUCCAGUGUGUCCACCCAUACGUGGCCCAGCAGCCAGAUGAGCUGUCCUUAGAACUGGCUGAUGUCCUCAACAUCCUGGACAAGACAGACGACGGCUGGAUAUUUGGGGAGCGUCUUCACGACCAGGAGAGGGGCUGGUUCCCCAGUUCUAUGGGGGAGGAGAUCCUGAACCCCAAAAUCCGAGCCCAGAACUUGAAGGAGUGUUUCCGGGUGCACAAGUCAGAUGACAGUCAGCGGAGGAAACUGGGCAGCAGAAACCGCCAAUGA